AUGCUGUUUCAAAGAACGAACCGAAGUUCCUCCGGGAGCCUUUCGCAAAAUGCACUUUUCAGUAGUGCAGGAUUUGAUUCUGCCAACAGCAGCAGCAGCAAUCGUCGGCACUCCACCGCACAUUUGCAUGGAAUCAAUCAGCAGCAGGAAACGCAUUCAAUGGCUGGGGCAUUUUGGGAAGACUUGAGACGAUUUUUGGCUCCGAGUGCUUUCACAGGAAUGUUUCCGAUUGACGCACGCUCGGGGAUUGGUCGACGACAGCCAUUUUUCAGCCGAAAGUCCGCCCCAUUUUGGAUCUCAUUGGUUGGACUCGUCUUGCAGUUCGCCCUGAUUGGGAAACUGGGAUAUGACUUGUACAACAGCGUCCAAAUCGCAAAUGAUCUGUCAUAUUCCCAGACGUCAUUGUUCGCUCUGAAAUUAAACCGAUCUCUCGAGUUGAUCACUGGACCAGUGUUGUUUGCACUCAUCGUGUUCCUCGCCAAGCCCAUCGUUUGCUCUUUGAGCAACAUGAACAGCUCUGUGUUGCAAAUCCCAAAACGUCGGAAACCGUCACGUCCAAUGAGGCAAAAGGUGGCCAAUUUAUCCUGCGUGGGCCACGUUUGCUUCUAUGCCCUGAUGACAGUCGUGUCGGCCAUGAUUGAAUUCGUGACCCAGGUCGGCAGAGAAUCCAGAGACGAAGAGACGAACCUCGAGUGGGUUUUCAGAUUCGUCGGGUUCGGCUGUACAUUGUGGUACAAGGCAGCCAUGGUUUGGUGGCCAGUGUUUAUUAAGAAAAUAGCAGAGGCCUGCACAGAGUCUUGUCGAGACUUGUUCGAAAGCACGAUUCAUUUCAUGCGGAAUUCCGAGUUGAAAAUCGCAAUCGCCGGAAUAACGGAGCAUGCGGAUUCUGCUGCUGGUCUGGAAAAUUGCACGAGGAAAUGGGCGACUUUUCGCACAGCUUCGCACGAGUUUCUCGACUCCGUUUCGCCGAUCGUCACUUUCAUGAUAUUCUACGAUGCUGUGCAGUUUUGCACGGUGGCUUACAUGUUUUUGGCAAAUGCAAUUGGGCAGACGGAGUUCCAAAGGUUCAUCCUGAUCGUUGUGGGAUUCACCGGCGUUGCUUUUGUGAGCAUUUGGAGUUCUUAUACACUUUGUCACUCGGUGGAGAAAAUUACCGAGGCUGACGGAAAGGCGAUCAGGAAAUUGGAUGAGUUGUCAACGAAAAACUUGACCAUAAGUGGUAAAAUUGAGGUGCAACGAAUCAUCGCAGAAGGAUUUUUUUUCGCAAGAGAACACAGAGCCAUGGGAUUAUUCGGAACAAAGAAGAAGAUGCUUGUUGCAAUGUCAAAUGCGUUCAUUACGUACCUCAUCGUUUUCCUGCAAUUCAAUCAUGAUGAUUUGUCGACGAGACCAACACACUGA
This is a messenger RNA of Notodromas monacha, 1401 nucleotides long. NCBI's taxonomy places the organism in Eukaryota, Metazoa, Arthropoda, Ostracoda, Podocopida, Cyprididae. The record is from the annotation of a GenBank genome assembly.